AUGUGCUCCCCCCAUUCAUCCUUUUUUUGGGACUUCUUCCCGCCCGCGUUCAACUGCCCACACGAAGUCGAGCGGCUCGGUUCGCUCGGAGACGGCGGCAAAUGGGUCUGCGGGCUCUCGCGCGUGCAGGACAAGCCCGACUGCGUGGUGUACUCCUUCGGGCUCGACUGGGACUCGUCGUUCGAGGCGGACCUGCUCGCGGAGACGAGGCAUUGCGAGGUGUGGGGGUACGAUUAUGUCGCGCCGGGCUUUGGAGGGUCCGUGUCGAGGAGCGUGAGGCCGCGCACGCAUUUUGCGAGGCUGGGGUUGGGCGCGGCGGAUUCGCAUGGGAAGACGGAUGAGCCGAAGAUGUGGACCCUGGAGAGUUUGAUGCGCGCGAAUGGCCAUACGCAUAUUGACAUCUUGCACAUCGACAUCGAGGGCUGGGAGUUUGAAGUGCUGCGCGCGAUGAUGCGCGAUUUUCUUGGUGUGAGGCAUGAGGGGUUGGAGGGCGCGGAGGGGGAGGUGGAGCGCGGUGUGCUCCCGUUUGGACAGCUCUUGAUUGAGUUUCAUGUGUGGCAUCAGCGGUUUGCGGAUUUCCUUGCGUUUUGGGAGAUGCUGGAGGCUGCGGGGCUGCGGCCGUUUAUGUCGGAGGUGAACCUUGUGUAUGCGAAUUAUAACCGGCAGAGCGGCGUCGAGCUCGCAGAUUAUUCUUUCCUCAACAUCCGCGGCGACAACGCGUUCAUCUCAGAUGGGAUCACACGGAUAGAUCCCGAGGACGCCGUCGCCGCUGCCGCCGUCGCAGAAGCGCAAGCGGACGCGGACGAGCCGGACAUCAGGAACGUCCGACACGCGAUUGUGCAGCCCGCGGCGGACCACCGGAGGGCGGUAUGA
Laetiporus sulphureus 93-53 is the source of this 873-nucleotide messenger RNA. RefSeq lists its product as uncharacterized. The transcript has 5 exons. Bases 1 to 873 code for a protein of 290 amino acids. The record is from RefSeq and is a predicted model, not a curated record. Lineage: Eukaryota; Fungi; Basidiomycota; Agaricomycetes; Polyporales; Laetiporaceae.